Oncorhynchus keta (chum salmon) is the source of this 2814-nucleotide messenger RNA. It is a transcript of the gene dhh, whose product is annotated as desert hedgehog signaling molecule. Gene Ontology annotation, molecular function: patched binding; calcium ion binding. Gene Ontology annotation, biological process: cell-cell signaling; regulation of gene expression; intein-mediated protein splicing. Bases 765 to 2198 code for a protein of 477 amino acids. The record is from RefSeq and is a predicted model, not a curated record. The transcript is spliced from 3 exons. Lineage: Eukaryota; Metazoa; Chordata; Actinopteri; Salmoniformes; Salmonidae.
AUAGGAAGGGAGGGCAAACUGGUCCACACACUAAUAAGAACCCAAUGGCUGGGGCACCGCGGACAGGAGCGCUUCAACGAGACACGAGAGACAAGUAGACGGACAAAACCUCUCGAGGUGCAUUGCUGAAGGCAGACAUGGGAUGAGGUUCAAAGAACGCCACUGAGAAUUCGCAGGGCAGAUAUUUCACAGAUAAGCAAAAGUGAGGUGCGAGUCAGGUUUGCGCAUCGCUACUGAAGUGCCCGGGGACUGGAGAGAGAGGCAGUGGGUAGGGUGACUGGACGCAUGAAACACCUGCUUGGUAACAGGUAGCCUACCUCCAACAACGGAUAAGGAUGAGAUCUAUUUAUUUUUCAUGAAUUGUGAACAGAAUAAAAGGAUGAACAUUCUGGAAAGGAAAAUAGUUUAAAUGUCAAAUUAUUAGGAGAAGCAAUUAACAAAAGCUACACCAGAAAGAUAAAAAAAAAUAUUUAAAAAAUACAGUAGUGAGUAGAGAAUGUAUUAACUAUGAAGUUAAUUUAAAGCAUCAACAUGGGUUUUACAGAAGAAAUUAGUUUAUAUACUUUCGGUGUGGAUUCUGAUCCAUAAUGGCCAAACUUUCUCUAUAGAAACGUUAUAACUCCACUACAUCCCAUGAUCUAGAAUGGACCACCACCAAGAUUUGACCACCAUCAUUCAAAUGCUAUCAGGUGCCUGAAGCGGGGCUUGCUCAGCUGGCACGGUAGGUCAGUGAUACUAGGGACCCAGACCCAGAACUCUCCCCAAUGAAGGUGUCCUCCUGGUGGGUAAGCCUGGCAUGGCUUGGCCUGCUCGCCAUCUUCACAUGGAGCUCCAUGGUCCAGGGGUGCGGGCCAGGCCCUGGGUACGGCUUCCGCCAUAGGUCCAGGAAACUCACCCCCAUGCCUUACAAGACCUACUUCCCCAAACUUUCUGAGAACAACCUGGGUGCCAGUGGGAGGUCAGAGGGCAAGAUCACACGCAACUCAGAACGCUUUAAUGAACUGGUGUGUAACUACAACCCUGAUAUCAUCUUCAAAGAUGAGGAGAAAACCCUUGCUGACCGCUUCAUGACCAAGCGCUGUAAGGACUGCCUCAACAAGCUGGCCAUAGCGGUGAUGAACCACUGGCCUGGGACAAAGCUGAGGGUGACAGAGGCCUGGGAUGAGGAUGGCCAUCACCCCCCUGACUCUCUUCACUAUGAGGGGAGGGCCGUGGACAUCACAACGUCGGACCGCGUCCUAGACAAGUACGGCAUGCUAGCCCAGCUGGCUGUGGAGGCUGGUUUCGACUUUGUGUACUAUGAGUCCAAGCACCAUGUGCACUGCUCUGUCAAAGCUGAUCACUCUGUGGCAGUGGAGAAAGGGGGCUGUUUCCCCGCCUGGGCCCGGGUGAGUGUAGCCGGAGGCGGACAGAAGACCCUGGCGUCCCUGGAGCCUGGAGACAGAGUGUUGGCCCUGUCUGAGUCAGGACACGUCGUCCUCAGCAGUGUCCUUCUAUUGCUACACCAGGACCAUGAGAGCAGGUCCACUUUCCUCGUCCUGGCCACACAAGAUGGCCACCGCCUUGCCCUCACUCCCCACCACCUGGUCUUCCUGGCCCCCCAUUACAAACUCCACCACAGUGAGUACCAGGCUCGGUUCGCCAGUAGAGCCAAACGGGGAGACUAUGUACUCGUCCAUGGAGCAGACGGUCGACUACAACCAUCUCGGGUCGUUUCGGUAUCACAGGAGGAAGGGGUGGGAGUUUACGCACCCCUGACUGAACACGGCACUCUGUUUGUGGAUGGGGUGCUGGCAUCCAGCUAUGCACUUCUAGAGGACCAUAGACUGGCACACUGGGCGUUUGGGCCUCUGAGACUGCUGCUCUCGGUCAUCCAGCUAGUUCGGGGGGAGGGCACACAGGGGGCGCGGGUCACAGAAGCAGAGAGAGGGCACACAGAGACGCCGCCCAGUCACUGCAACACUCACCAGAAUAGCCUGAGAGUUUGGGGGAAUCAGAACCUCAGCAGCCCAGGCGUGUAUGUGAAUACAAACACUUUCGACAGACAGAGUCAUUGGACCUCUGUACCCAGAAACAGAGACAUUGAGGGAGGGAACUGUGACUCCGUGCCAGAUAAAGUUCUGAGUGUGCACUGGUAUGCUAGGCUGCUACACCGGCUUGGACAGAUCUGUCUAGACCCGGAGACAUUUCAUCCCUAAUAUAAAAACACACUGUAGUUACAUUUACACCGUGUCCUACCGAGAUACAUUUCCACUAUAACGCUCAUAUUCUUUUGCCUCGUCUCUUACUGCUGCAACCUCAUUUUAAACCUUAUGCACUGAAAGGGCGUAUUUGCAUCUUACUCACUGGUAUUUGCAUCGUAAUGUAUUUAUAUAUUCACAUUGUACCUCCGCUUUUACAUUCAUUAAAUGUGUUAACGGUUGUCUGGUUAUGGUGAAUGAAGAAUCGUCCCGUCUUCAAAAGGUAAUGCUUAAAAUGUGUCAUAAAAUGCUUUUACACAAGUUAAUUCCUGAGAGAAAUGAACUCGCCAUAAUAACUACUGCAUCAGCAUAAAACGUUUGUGUGCUGUCAAGAACCCAUUGUAUAUGUAUCUAAUUGAGAUAACAUCUAUAAGUCAACAGACAAUGUGGUUUUCCUAUAUACUUUAUUAUUCUAAAACAAUGAGGAAAUAUGAGUAUGUACCAGAAACAAUAAAAUAUUUAUUUUUUGUACUUUCUGAAUCAUAAUAUAUAAAUGUAGCAAUUUAUAAAACACAACAUGUAAAUGUGUUGGUCCCAUGUUUCAUGAGCUAAAAUAAAAGAUCCAAGAAAUGUC